Molecule: messenger RNA, 1621 nt
Organism: Anthonomus grandis grandis
Lineage: Eukaryota; Metazoa; Arthropoda; Insecta; Coleoptera; Curculionidae
Product: tubulin beta-1 chain-like
Exons: 4
Coding region: 111-1454 (447 amino acids)
Biological process (GO): mitotic cell cycle; microtubule cytoskeleton organization
Cellular component (GO): cytoplasm; microtubule
Molecular function (GO): GTP binding; structural constituent of cytoskeleton; GTPase activity
Source: RefSeq, a predicted model, not a curated record
CGGAAAGUUCCGAGCAUUAGUGCAACGAGAACCGCACGUAAAACAACUGAAUCGAAACAAUUUUUUUUAAACAAAUUUUAGUGUUAAUUUCAUAAAAACAGACAAACAAAAUGAGGGAGAUCGUGCAUCUACAAGCCGGCCAGUGCGGUAACCAAAUUGGAGCCAAAUUUUGGGAAAUCAUUUCCGAUGAACACGGUAUCGACCCCACCGGAGCAUACCACGGAGACUCCGACCUCCAAUUGGAGAGGAUCAAUGUGUACUACAACGAGGCCUCGGGGGGCAAAUACGUCCCCAGGGCCAUUCUGGUGGACCUCGAACCGGGCACCAUGGACUCGGUCCGUUCCGGACCCUUCGGCCAAAUCUUCCGACCGGACAAUUUCGUCUUCGGACAAUCGGGAGCAGGGAACAAUUGGGCCAAGGGGCACUACACCGAGGGGGCCGAACUGGUCGACUCGGUUUUAGACGUGGUGCGUAAGGAGGCCGAGGGUUGCGACUGUUUACAAGGGUUCCAAUUGACCCACUCUUUGGGGGGCGGUACCGGGUCCGGCAUGGGCACCUUACUAAUCUCGAAGAUCCGCGAGGAGUACCCGGACAGGAUAAUGAACACUUACUCGGUGGUGCCCUCGCCGAAAGUCUCCGACACCGUUGUCGAACCGUAUAACGCGACGUUGUCGGUGCACCAACUGGUGGAGAACACCGACGAGACUUAUUGUAUCGACAACGAGGCCCUCUACGAUAUUUGCUUCAGAACUUUGAAGCUGAGCACCCCGACUUACGGGGAUCUGAACCAUUUGGUGUCGCUGACCAUGUCUGGGGUGACCACCUGUCUGAGGUUCCCCGGACAGUUGAACGCCGAUUUACGCAAGUUGGCGGUGAACAUGGUGCCGUUCCCCCGGUUGCACUUCUUCAUGCCCGGAUUUGCUCCGUUGACGUCCCGCGGGAGUCAACAGUACCGCGCGUUGACGGUACCCGAGUUGACGCAGCAGAUGUUCGACUCUAAGAAUAUGAUGGCCGCCUGCGAUCCGCGUCACGGACGGUAUUUGACUGUGGCCGCCGUAUUUAGAGGCCGCAUGUCCAUGAAAGAAGUGGACGAACAAAUGUUGAACAUCCAAAACAAGAACAGCAGCUACUUCGUCGAAUGGAUCCCGAAUAACGUGAAAACGGCGGUGUGCGACAUCCCCCCCAGGGGUCUUAAAAUGUCCGCCACCUUCAUCGGAAACUCGACGGCCAUUCAGGAAUUGUUCAAACGUAUUUCCGAACAAUUCACCGCCAUGUUCAGACGUAAGGCUUUCUUGCACUGGUACACCGGAGAAGGUAUGGAUGAAAUGGAAUUCACCGAAGCCGAGUCGAACAUGAACGAUCUAGUGGCCGAGUAUCAGCAGUAUCAAGAAGCGACCGCUGACGAGGAGGCGGAGUUUGACGAAGAUCAAGAGGGCGAAGUCGAGGAGAACUAAGCGUUUGUUUUUUUCAAUUGUUUCAUUUUUAAGACUGACUCUUGUUUUGUUUUUCUUUUAUACAUGUUUUAUAUUUUUUUUUUUAAUAAUUCGUCAAAACGAAGACCACUACACAAGAGCAUUUUUCAGUUGUUUUUUUCGGUCAUGAAUAAACACUUUUUUUAAUA